UGCUACCUGUGCCGACAAAGAAAGACGAAAUGUGAUCGCCAACUUCCCAAUUGCUCGUUCUGCGUCAAAGCGAAAGUGCGUUGCCAAUAUGUGACCAAAACGAAGAAGCACGGUCUCCGAGCUGGCUAUGUGACUCAACUGGAGAAUCGCAUA
Cladophialophora carrionii CBS 160.54 is the source of this 153-nucleotide messenger RNA. RefSeq lists its product as uncharacterized. Gene Ontology annotation, molecular function: sequence-specific DNA binding; zinc ion binding; DNA-binding transcription factor activity, RNA polymerase II-specific. The record is from RefSeq and is a predicted model, not a curated record. The transcript has a single exon. Lineage: Eukaryota; Fungi; Ascomycota; Eurotiomycetes; Chaetothyriales; Herpotrichiellaceae. The annotation marks the transcript as partial. Gene Ontology annotation, biological process: positive regulation of transcription by RNA polymerase II.